GUAGCCAGGGGGCGGGACAGGGCCCUAGGGCGGGUUGAGAUGCCGCAGCGGCCGCGUCGCUUGUAAACAGAGCUUGCUUCUGCCCACGUGAUCGUGCGAAGUACCUGUACUGGGAGCUGUAUUGUCCGCGGCGGCGCCCGCCCGGUGCAGGACGCUACCACGGCGGGAGGCGGGGCCGGCGCAGCCCGCGUCGCGCGCGCUGGGCAACGAGCCGCAGCAGGAGGCCGAGCUCGCGAGCGGCUGUUUCCCCCCCCGGCCGGGCUCCGGCGCAUCCUUCUCCCCCAAGAUGGCUGCAGGCGGGCAGUGAGCCGGCGGUGGAUGCGGAUGCCUAGCGCGGGCGCGUAGCGGGACACCAUGUCCGCCUUCGCUCUGGAGGAGACGCUGGAGGCGGACUGGGUGGCGGUGAGGCCCCACGCCUUCCUCGAGGGAGAGAAGCACAAGUUCGCGUUCAUCGUGGCCUGGAACGAGAUCGAGGGCAAGUUCGCCAUCACCUGCCACAACCGGACUGCUCAGCGGCAGCGCAGCGGCUCGCGGGAGUUGCGCCGGGGCAGCCCCGGGGGGCCGGAGCGACGGGCCCCUGCCCAGGCCGGCGUCCCCGCGGCCCGCCGGACCCCGGCCUGCGGGGCGGACUCCAGCCCGGCCAGGAGCUCCUCGCAUCCCCGAGCGGACUCGCUGCUCCGGAGCUCUGAGAAGGGCGCCGCGGCCGGGGCAGAGGCGAUGCUGAAGAGCCCGCUGCGGACGAAGGCCAGUCCGGUCCGGAGGCCGCCGCGCAGCACGGAGGCGGCGGCGCCGAGCCCAGCAAGUGCGGCCGAGGAGAUCGAGGUGCUGGAGCUGGUGAAGGAUGAAUCCGCGGCCCCUCUGCUCUUGCUGCCGGGACCCAUCCAGCAAGGUACCGAGCCGGCCGCAGACGCGGACUCCCCGGGGGAGGAGUGCAGCUGGGCCGGCCUCUUCUCCUUCCAGGACUUGCGGGCCGUGCAUCAGCAGCUGUGCUCGGUGAACUCGGAGCUAGAGCCCUGCCUGCCCGUCUUCCCUGAGGAGCCCUCGAGCAUGUGGACUGUGUUGUUCGGGGCCCCGCAGCUGUCCGAGCAGGAGAUGGACGCGCUGUGUUACCAGCUACAGGUUUACCUGGGCCAUAGCUUAGACACCUGCGGGUGGAAGAUCCUCUCCCAGGUGCUCUUCACCGAGACCGACGACCCUGAAGAGUACUACGAGAGCCUGAGCGAACUGCGGCAGAAGGGCUACGAAGAGGUGCUGCAACGUGCCCGCAAACGCAUCCAGGAGCUGUUGGAAAAACACAAGAAUACAGAAAGCAUGGUAGAGCUGCUUGAACUGUAUCAAAUGGAAGAUGAAGCCUACAGUAGUCUUGCUGAAGCUACCACAGAACUGUACCAAUAUCUACUACAGCCAUUCCGAGAUAUGAGGGAACUUGCAAUGCUCAGAAGACAGCAGAUCAAGAUCUCCAUAGAGAAUGAUUACCUAGGUCCCAGGAGAAUUGAGAGCCUACAAAAAGAAGAUGCAGAUUGGCAGCGGAAAGCCCACAUGGCUGUCCUUUCUAUUCAGGAUCUUACUGUUAAGUACUUCGAAAUAACAGCCAAAGCACAGAAAGCUGUGUAUGAUCGAAUGCGGGCAGAUCAGAAAAAGUUUGGUAAGGCAGCAUGGGCGGCAGCAGUAGAACGUAUGGAAAAGCUGCAGUAUGCAGUUUCUAAGGAAACACUGCAGCUGAUGAGAGCUAAGGAAAUCUGUUUGGAGCAAAAGAAACAUGCACUGAAAGAAGAGAUGCAGAGUUUGCAAGGUGGUACAGAAGCCAUGGCCCAUUUGGACCAGUUGGAAGCUGAUUAUUAUGAUCUACAGCUUCAGUUGUAUGAAGUGCAGUUUGAGAUUUUGAAGUAUGAAGAGCUGCUGCUGACAGCACAACUUGAAAGCAUCAAAAGACUAGUAUCAGAGAAGAGAGAUGAAGUGGUGUAUUACGAUACUUAUGAAAGUAUGGAAGCCAUGCUUGAAAAAGAAGAUAUGGCAACAUCUAUACACUUACAAAGAGAAGAGCUGCAGAAGUUGCAACAGAAAAUCCGCCAGCUGGAAGCAAGGCGUGGACGUAUUUCAGCCAAGAAAGCCUACCUCAGAAAUAAAAAGGAGAUCUGUAUCGCAAAGCAUAAUGAAAAGUUCCAGCAGCGCCAUCAGAGUGAAGAGAAAUACAGAAUGCAUCAUACUGUGCAGCUAAAGCAAGAUCAGCUGCAAGAUGAAGAGGAAAAAAAGAGCUCCUGGGUUAGUCAGGAGCGACAGAAAACACUGGACAGACUUCGCACGUUUAAACAGCGGUACCCUGGGCAAGUAAUACUUAAAUCAACCAGACUGCGACUGGCACAUGCAAGAAGUAGUAGUACACCCAGCUCAGUGCCCUAUGUAGAUCAACCUCAAUCUCUGCCAGUAACCACACAGAUCCAAAAGAAAACUGAGGACGUGGAACUGGGAAAAGUAAUCCAGCCUUUACAAACCCAGGAGCCCAGAAGCUUAGAACAACCUGAAGAUAGUUCGUUACCACCCAAUGGCAUUACCUCUGAACUGUCUCAUCAUACUACUCCUCCACUUCUUGCCAGUAAUGAGCUUCAGCCAGAUACUGUUACUGUAGUUCCACUUCCGCCUCCUUUGCCGCCACCGCCACCACCGCCUCUGCCUAUCAAGGAAGAUUCUACUGAAUCCUUCGAGAAAAGUGACAGCCCUGUUAAACAAGAGAGUGAGGAUAAGGGAGUCCCGCAGUCUACCACUGUCCCAUCAGCACAUCUUUUUGAUAGCAGUCAGUUAGUCAGUGCCAAGAAGAAACUUAAGAAGACCGAUCUAGAGGGUUUACAAAGGAGGAGAGUGAGUUCCCCAAUGGAUGAGGUGCUGGCUUCCUUGAAGCGUGGUAGUUUUCACCUAAGAAAGGUUGAGCAGAGAAAUCUCCCUCCUUUCCCCGAUGAAGAUGACGGCAAUAACAUCUUGGCACAGAUAAGGAAAGGGGUGAAACUGAAGAAGGUGCAGAAAGAUGUUCUGAGAGAGUCGUUUACAAUUCUGCCUGACACUGACCCUUUAACACGUAGCAUCCAUGAAGCACUGCGAAGAAUUAAGGAGGCGUCACCUGAAUCAGAAGAUGAAGAGGAGAGUUUGACUUGCACAGACUGGGAAAAUUAACCUGUGACUAGCAGCCACUGAAGCAAGGAAAAAAAAAAAACAACAACAAAAGAAUAGCCCACAGCUGGAGAUCAAUCUUCCUCUUCAUUUCAGAAAAUUAAAAGCCAGCAAUUUUGACCAUCAGCUGCAUAGUAGAAAAAAGGCGUCCUUUGGCAAAUGAUGUGAAAAAACGUGAAACACUGAUUUUUUUCAGAUUAUUUUUUAUUCAUUCCACAAGUGCAAGGUUGGACAAAAAGCUAAGUUGUUUAAUUAUGCAUUUUAUAUAACUGUAAUGAGAAAAGGGUCUUCAGGAUGUUUUCUCAAUUCUUUAAGCACUUUUUACAUUUGUGUUAGUAUAUAUGGCCAGUUAAGUGAGGGAACAUUUUAAGUGGGAAGAAUGCUGCAUUGAUAAAGCUACCAGGGGAUGCAGUUAAAACAUCAGGACAGCUAUGAAACCUACUUUUCAGUGCACUGAAAAUAUCAUCUGCUUGAAAAACAAAUUUAAUAGCUGUUCCACAAUAGCUAAAAUUCAGAUAGAGAUGCAAGUAAGAUCUCUUUAGUUAUUCUUCUCACUGCAAAGAAAUGUGUUAGUAUGAAAAAUAAGAACAACAAAUGACUGUACAGUCUAAUAAGUACCAUAACAGUGGAAUACAUGUAUUUAAGAAUGUAUGUGUUUACAAUAUGGUACACUUAACAUGGCAUAUUACAGCACCUUUUUAGAAGGUCAGAUAUAAUCUUACACCCUACAUUUUAAAAGUAGAUUUUCCAUGCUCUUUUAAACAGUAAUAUUUAGGUGAGAUGAACGGAGUUAAUAGUUAUACCAUACAUACAAACUUGUUAUAAGAAGCAAUAUUUUGUAAUUUCAUACUUAAAAUUAUUUUUCUCUGUUAGCUUGACUUGUUCUUGUUUGAUUACUGUAAGUAACCUUCUUUACUUUCUUAUUUAAGGAGAAUGCAGGACUUAAACAUAUUCACACCAGUUAUGAAAGUUAUGCUUCUCUGUUAAUUGUUAGUAUUUCCUUUAGUAGCUACAAAAAAUUGUACAUCAUACCUAACAGCCUGUUUUGCUGAAAACUACACUUAUUGCCUGCUGUAUGUGUCUCUAAAGGAGGGGAGAGUACAAUUUUCAGUACGGUGAGAACUUAAAAAGAAAUAAUCCUAAACUGAAUGACUAAUAGCUGCGGGCAGCUAGUUUUAUAAUGCCAGAGUACUUAAAAGUACAUCUUAUACAGAGUUAUAAGUAAUCUUGUACCAUGUUAAAGGCUCCAUGUAAUGUUUGUUAGUUGAGAAAUGCUCAAAUUCUAUGACAGUCUUGACCAGCAUUUUAUUUGCAUUAAAAUUUUAUGUACUGUUUGAGAGACACGCCACCCCUUUCCUUUUACAAAAUUAUUUUUGUGUUCAGUAUUCAUUUUAUGAAGGACAAAUUACUGUACUCCAUUUUCAUUUAGAAGCAGAUUCAUGAAUUGCUAUUGUUGUGUAAUGGAGUACAUAUUCCUCUUAAACUUUUAUAACAGUUCUUCUUAAAAUAGUUGUUGGAGCAAGAAUAUUUACCUUGGCAAUAGGUUAUAACCAAAAUGAACCUCAGAUCUUGGAACGUUUAGGCUGUUUUACAAUGAUUGUCCUGAAUAAUAAAGAUCUGUCAUGUUUUGAAAGAUAAUUUGCCACUCUAUACUUGGCAUUGAUAGGCAUUUUUCUUGAUUUUUUUUUGCCUUAUUUAUAAUGUUUAGUGAAACAUUUUCAUUUUCAAAAGGAAUGCUUAUGAGCAGCAUUUUUCAGAAAUGAUACCAGUUUUUGCUCCAGGUAUCAGCUUUUGGGGCAGCAUCUUUCUUGGACAGAGCAUCAGUUCUAUGACACAUCCAUCAUUAGCUUGUCAAGGACCUGACAACCUAAGUUCUUCCCAGUUUAUUUCUAUGGUUUUACAUCUAACUAAUAAUUUCAAAAUGUAUCCUGUGUAAUCAUUUAGCAUAGAUCAUAAAUGUAAGUAGUUUGUGUGCCUGUGGUGUACAGGCAUCCAUAUUCCAGAUUAUAUUACACUAUAAACUGGGUCCAGUGCAUGAAUUUUUAGCUGUAGCACAAAACAGAAGUAUCUGCAAAUUACGAUAAUAUAGUGUGUCAGUGGUUCUCAAACUAGGGCCGUCGCUUGUUCAGGGAAAGUCCCUGGUGGGCCUGGCCGGUUUGUUUACCUGCUGCGUCCGCAGGUUCAGCUGAUCGUGGCUCCCACUCUCCGUGGUUCGCCGCUUCAGGCCAGUGGGGGCUGUGGGAAGCGGCGCGGGCCAAGGGAUGUGCUGGCCGCCCUUCCUGCAGCUCCUAUUGGCCUGGAGCUGCGAACCACGGGCAGUGGGAGCAGUGAUUGGCCGAACCUGGGGAUGCGGCAGGUAAACAAACAGGCCCGGCCCACUGGGGCUUUCCCUGAACAAGCGGCGGCCCUAGUUUGAGAACCACUGGUGUAUGUGAAGCUGAGUGCUAGACCAACAGCAAUGGUGGGACAUCAAGUAUGUCUAGUUUUUCUUGCUGCAAGAAACCAAACUGCAGAUUGGACAGUGUGCAUAAAACACUGGCAAAACUUUUGAGUUGGGGGGGUGAACAGUGUAAUUUGAAAAACAGGAAUAAUGUUCCUUCCCCUUGACUAAAUUUAUUAUCCACAAAUUUAUCACUGUACAGGGAGAUGUUUAAAUAGCUCUGUACCGUGUUGUACUACAGAGUUCUCAGGUUUAUCUACAUAUGAUUUGUCAACUUUGCAUUGAAAACUUGUUCAUGAUUAAGAAUAAACCUGUCCUUGAUACAUAUAUAUUUAGUUAAAAUAUUAGAUUCCUGACUGAGUCUGUAUACAUUGCUUAUUCAUAGGAAUAUCAUAUUUUAUGCACAUACACACAAAAGAUAGCUGCUGUGCUGAGCAUAACAGUUUAUAUCAAAUUCAAACUGCAACUUUAAAAGGGAAAGAUGGGGUGUGUUAUCUACAGCAUAUUAAAAAUCAGAUUUUAAUCUAAAGUAGUUACUGGAUGUCACAGUUUCAAACAGUUAUUCAAUUUAAUAGCCAUUUACAAUUCCAUGCAUAAAAAUACUCCUAGUGCUUUUAGAUAAUGAUUUAUACUGGUAUUGCAAAAGAAGUUAUAUGGGGAAAGUCCAAUUACUUUCACAAGAGUUAGAGAAAUUAUGACAAUCCUUGCUAGUCUGGCACAUCUGUGACUGACAGUAAGUUUAUUGAAUAGCUCUGCACUUGAGAUACCAUGGCAAACAUCACUAUGGGGAUAGCAUUAAUACUUACAUGUGUACAAGAGGAAAAAAAGUUUUCACAUAAAAAGAUCACUAGAGAUUUUCAGUAUUUGCUCUUCAUGGAUGCACUACAUCAUUUCGCUGCAUUGUUCUUUUUCUAGCCACUGAUCUCCAACAAUUUCUCAUCUUUUGCGCAUUCUACAUUCCAGGAAAACUUGCUUGUUUAUUCAAAAUAGAGCAGUUUGGUAGUGAAAUGGUUCACUGAGGUAAGAAUUGGAAUUUCCCAAUCUGAAAUACAUAUAAAUUCAGGAAGCAUGAGUAUAUACUGUACUUUGGGGACUGAGAAUUUAUCAGUGAGAAAAAAGAAUUAAAAUGGUUUAUUUCUAUUAGAGCAACCAAAAAUGAAAAGUAAACAAUAGUCUUUUGAUCAGGAAUUGGUUUAGCAUUUAUUUGAAUUUCUGUACCUCCCUCACUGUGGUCCCAAAAUCCAUUAAAAAUGACUAACAUUCUUAUUUUAUUCACUUUUGCAUAUUAUGUUUGCAUAUUUUGAGUGGGAUUUAGUUUUUAAGCAUAGAUGAAAGUUUUGUUUCUCUUUUAAAUGUUACUUUUAAGAUUUCUUUAAAAAGUUUAGCAGCCUGUAUUCUACAACACGUAGCUGUAAAAUAAGUAAACUUGAUCCGAUAUUGUGGUGUUCAAUGGCUGCAUCAGGGACUUUGGGUUCAAUAGACUUCAUCAGAUUCUUUGUAAAGAAUCACUUUGCCUUUCAGCAUUAUGUUCUCUAAAGUCAAAAAUCUUCAAACUAUGAGCGGUUCUUUAUUGAAAUGCAACCAAUUGAGACGAGGAAGCAGAAACUUCCAUUAGUUAAUGUUCUCUUUUAUUCCCUUCGUUGCACUGAAUUUAAAGACUGUAACUGUAAAUUAAGGUUACUUGCAGUUUAAGCAGCUGUUUUCAUUGUAAUACUUAUGUACUUACUUUACCUGUGUUAUUUCUGGUAAUGAUCCCGUAAGCAUGAGGCAAGAUACUGUGUAUAAUGUUAGAGAAUCGAUAUGCUACAGCCAAGCAAGGCUUAUUGUAAAGAGAAGCAGUAAGAGCUGGAAGUAUCUUACUGAGAGAGCAUGUUGCAUUUGCUGAAUGCUAUUGGAGUAUAUAGGAAAGUAGGUUCAUUCUAAAAAGUGCUCUUUGGUAUAGUGAAGCACAUUGACCUGUCUUGCUAGCUAAUGCUGUGUAAAAUACAGCAGUGGCUGUUUUUAUCCUAUAAAUAUACUGUAAUUUAAAAUUUUCCUACAAAAUGAAUUUAUAUUUAAUUGCUGCCUAAAACAUCAUGUAUUAAAGGUUAGAAUUUUUAGGAGGGGGCUGGGUAUGCCAGUGUAUUUUGGGAAGAGGGGGGUGUUGUUGUGUAUAUUAUUCUUUGCACUGCCCAUUCAGUUACGACUUCGUCCAAAAUUCCUGGCUUUGACCAUGGGGUGAAUCUGCAACUUGGGAUUUACAUAACUUUAGUGUAAUUCAUAUCUUCUAAAACCUGUGUCCUUGGGCCUUAUAAUAUUACCAAAAUGGUCUUCCUUCCCUUCCCCUCUGUGGAUUCUCAGAUAUCUUUAAAUAUGGACCAUGACCAAUUUGUGACUUUAUUGGACCUAUAAUUAUGUGAAUGAGGAAAGACUGCCUACAGCUGAUAGAAAAGACCACGCUGGGGGUGUCUGUUAAAAGAAAAACCUUGACUGGGCACAUAUUGCUCGUUUAUUAUCUCAGCGGGUAGGGUCCCAACUAAUAUGAAGCACAGCAUCAAGUUUUUAAAUAAUUCAUCAUGGCUUUUAUUCAAGUUGUGCUUGGUAAUUCAAAGGUUCCACAGUAAUUAAUUAACCGGUAGAGUUGCUUGAUUUUCAAGUCUUCACAUCCAUUGGAAGAUACUUUUCACCCUCAUGAAUUGUGGAGAGGUAUGUGAUUAGAGACAGACUCACUGUGACCUCUCCAUACAUGUUUCUGUGGUUGCUGCCUACUUUACAAGUUAUCUUAUGUAUUUUUAAGUGCAGAGCCACAAAGUUAGUGACAUUCAGAAAGCUGCAGAUUUGUAUGAAUAAAGGGUUAAUAAAACUGACACUUUCUAACUUUGGUUGAAUAAAUCAGAAAUAAUCAAAUGGAAAACUGAUUCACCAUCCACUAGCUUUGUGCAAUAUUAUGAAUAGAAUCAAACACUAGCACAUUGUGCUUGGCUUUAAGAAAGUCUUUAACACAAUUAUAUUUAAAUGGACAUUUUAAAUGCACAUUGUAUUAUAAAACUACUCCUGCAAAUUUACAAUACCUAAUAAUGCUCAAUGUUCUAAAGUAUUAAGCAACAAGUGUAAAAAAUAAAAACUAAGUGAGCAUUUCUAGCAAUACCUGAAAACUAAAAAGAAAAAAAAUAUUGGUUUGACUGUUUGCCUUUUGCUUUCUUUCUUUAGUACAGCUUUUCUGUAAUUAUUAUUAUUCUGUGUAUUUCAUGUUUUUACUAUCAUGACUUCAAAGUUAAACCUGUACACAAAGUACCAAAUCACCUUUUUCUUGUACAUGCGAUGUAACAACAUACUCACAGUUUUGGUGCUUAAAAAUGAUUUUUUUCUUUAAUAAAGGAUAUUUAUUUGAA
This is a messenger RNA of Caretta caretta (loggerhead turtle), 8973 nucleotides long. RefSeq names its product junction mediating and regulatory protein, p53 cofactor (gene JMY). Gene Ontology annotation, cellular component: cytoplasm; nucleus. Gene Ontology annotation, molecular function: transcription coactivator activity; actin binding; Arp2/3 complex binding. The record is from RefSeq and is a predicted model, not a curated record. Lineage: Eukaryota; Metazoa; Chordata; Testudines; Cheloniidae. Gene Ontology annotation, biological process: 'de novo' actin filament nucleation; Arp2/3 complex-mediated actin nucleation; positive regulation of apoptotic process.